CUCCGUUCUUCUUCUCCGACGCCUUGUGCCCAUCCCCACUUUCGCGAGCCCCCGAUGCUGUACGAAUUGAUUGCUGUUGUCCGUCCGGGCAGUCUCAAUGAGGUCCGAGACAUUGCCCGGAAUGCCGGUGUCCAGGUCCUCCGGUCAGGCGGCGUGAUCCGCGGCUACAACAACUGGGGCACCUUCCGACUGCCCCGGCCUACCACGAAACAUCAGGCCCGAUACAGCGAGGGCCACCACUUCGUGAUGCGCUUCGACGCCGCGGGCCCCGUCCAGACCGCUGUCCGACGAACCCUCGGCCUCGAUCCCCGGAUGAUUCGAUUCUCGGUGGUGAAGCUGGGCGACAAGCUCGAGGAGAUCAAGGACAAAGAAGGCCAUAUCAGGUGGAACCACAACCGCAACAUCUCCGAGUCGAUCUAAAACAGCAAGGAUGAUGGGAGAGACUUGGAGGCGCUCCCCAGGGGUCCGGGUUUGGUCUUUUUGGUUGG
This is a messenger RNA of Aspergillus steynii IBT 23096, 488 nucleotides long. Its product is annotated as mitochondrial 37S ribosomal protein bS6m. Gene Ontology annotation, cellular component: ribosome; mitochondrial small ribosomal subunit. The record is from RefSeq and is a predicted model, not a curated record. Gene Ontology annotation, biological process: translation. The transcript has 3 exons. Gene Ontology annotation, molecular function: structural constituent of ribosome; small ribosomal subunit rRNA binding. Lineage: Eukaryota; Fungi; Ascomycota; Eurotiomycetes; Eurotiales; Aspergillaceae. The coding region runs from base 55 to 420 and encodes 121 amino acids.